Linum tenue is the source of this 870-nucleotide messenger RNA. Lineage: Eukaryota; Viridiplantae; Streptophyta; Magnoliopsida; Malpighiales; Linaceae. The record is from the annotation of a GenBank genome assembly.
AUCUUUCUGUCUGACUCUCUGCCUUUCCUCUUUUUCCCCAAUCCUCUCUCUCUCUCUCUCUCUCCAGUUAUAGUUACUAUCUGCUCAUCCCGAUCCGUACUUGUACUUGUGCAAUCUGUAUGGCCGCCACCUGGAUGAGCAGCAGCGGCGGCAGAGGGAUCGCGAGCUUGGCCAAGCAACUACUCUUUCGCAACCACUGGAUCUCCGCCUCUUCCCCGGCCUGCAGCAGGGGGUUGCAUUCGGCCUACGAGAAGAACGUGGAGGGGGCGGAUCACCAUCAUCACGAUGAUCAGGUGAUAUUCCGGCAGCCGCAGCAGCAGCUAAAAGAGGAGGACAAGUUCUGCUACUGGGAGCCUCACCCGCACACCGGAGUGUUCGGUCCGGCCGCCGCCUCCGGAGGAGCCGGGGCCUCGUCGGGCAGGGCUUCUACCAUUGAUGGUGGUGGCGCUGUGCUGGAAGAGAAGGCCUGGUUCCGCCCUACCAGCCUCGAGGACUUGGAGAAGCCUACCCACCUUCCUUAACAAUUGACGAUCAUUCAUCCACAGACCACAAUAGUACUACUAAUAUAUAUGUAUCUUCAUCAUUCAUGAUAAACGCCUAGCUGUUUGGAGGUCGCAUAUAUUUGGCAAUAAUGAGGCCCUAGCUGUGGCUAGCUUCACGGGCUGGCCACCAAUCUUAUCUUAAUUAGUAUGUUAUAACGUGUUCGAAUGAAUCAUUUCAUUACGUAUGUACGUGCUUGGACUGCUGUGCUGUGUAUGUACCUUCAUUUGUGAGCGUUUGCUCAUUUGUCAUCUACUACUUUAGUAUUGUACGGAUGGUGAUAUAGUGUUGAAUCAUAUUUACUCUGUAUUCAUAUUGAACUAUUGAUCA